This is a messenger RNA of Alosa alosa (allis shad), 6049 nucleotides long. RefSeq names its product metabotropic glutamate receptor 4-like. NCBI's taxonomy places the organism in Eukaryota, Metazoa, Chordata, Actinopteri, Clupeiformes, Clupeidae. Gene Ontology annotation, biological process: regulation of synaptic transmission, glutamatergic; G protein-coupled glutamate receptor signaling pathway. Gene Ontology annotation, cellular component: membrane. The transcript has 12 exons. The record is from RefSeq and is a predicted model, not a curated record. Gene Ontology annotation, molecular function: adenylate cyclase inhibiting G protein-coupled glutamate receptor activity. Bases 1012 to 3774 code for a protein of 920 amino acids.
ACUGCAUCGCUUCAGUUGUGCAGCCACAUCUGAGCUGGGUGGUUCGCUCUACCAUCAAUACCACCAGUCACUCUCAUAUCAACACCGUCUUUACAUCGAAAGACACCGAUAAUGGAAUCAUUUGCCGAAUUGCUCUAUUAAGCCUAUUAAGGGGAACAAAGUUGUGAAUAAAAGGGGCCCGUAUUACCCCCUUUCAGCAUCACUUUUUACAGCGCAACAGCUACUGGUGGCGUUAAUUUGACAAUUCUCCUGGAUAUCCCUCUGAACAGUGGAUGGAGUUGUCUGGAAUUUGAAGAGAAUAUUGCUCUUUUGAUCAGCACCACGCCGACGAUUUGAUAACAUGUUCAGGAAUAAAGUUAUGCUGAAGGUGAAGGAUCAGUACGCAAGAUGAAAUUGCAAGGACAGAAUAGACUGUCACCAGUCCUUCACAUACAGGCAACAUUUUCUCUGAAGGCAAUGUAGCUCCACAUCUUGUCACAAGAUCUUUAAAUCAGGGAGCCUGCUUUGAGUGGAUCCAUUGGGAAAGGUGUUCCCUCACUCACCUGUCAACCUGGGAAGCCUGAGGGACUGACGUUUGGCACCUUUGGGAGAGGACAGCGGCUUUCAAGAGCUUCGCUUGGCCGCGAAGAGGAGGAGAGCCGACAGGAUUAUCUCUCACCUCUGUGUUGUCCAAAGCCGCCUCCAGGGGGGGGGGAUCCACACGGUCCGGUAGGGAGUCCACGUCGGGUAGCCAAGCAGUGCUGUGCUGCCCACUCUCACUCCAACCAAACAUGCAGAACAGGGCUCGCACUUAAGAGGGAGGCCAAAUCCAUGAGAAAUAGUUUUUUUUUUCCCCCAACCCAAAAGUACAGCUUUGAGCAAUGAAAUAAAUCCAAGAGGAUCCUUUCUACCUCGCUGAGCUAUCAGGUUGAUAUUCGGUUGUGCUCUUCAGUCUGAAUCGAGAAGGAAAAACGAGAACAAAAGGGGGGAAAGAAAUCGUUCGGAAGGUACACGCGGGUUUGGGCGACUGCCAUGUCUCCGGUUUCUGCCAACAGACGGACCUGGCUGGGCCAUCACCGCGGCCUGGCUCCAGUCCCUGUCCUCCUCCUCCUUCUGUGCCAUGUCUUGGCAUUGCGCGCCGCCCGUCCCAAGGGCCCUGGCCACACGUAUCUCAACUCUAUCCGCAUCGACGGCGACAUCUCGCUGGGCGGCCUCUUCCCAGUGCACGCGCGCGGCCACGACGGCAAGGCGUGCGGCGAGCUCAAGAAGGAGAAGGGCAUCCACCGGCUAGAGGCCAUGCUCUUCGCGCUCGACCGCAUCAACAAUGACCACUCGCUGCUGCCCAACAUCCGCGCUGGUAGCGCAUCCUGGAUCCUGCGUGCUUUCGCGACGACCGCCGCCCUCGAGCAGUCGCUCACCUUUGUGCAGGCGCUCAUCGAGAAGGAUGGCUCCGACGUCAAGUGCCUGGGUGGCGGCGCGCCCAUCAUCUCCAAGCCCGAGCGCGUGGUGGGGGUCAUCGGGGCGUCGGCCAGCUCCGUGUCCAUUAUGGUGGCCAACAUCCUCCGCCUGUUCAAGAUCCCCCAGGUAAGCUACGCGUCCACCGCGCCCGAGCUAAGCGACAACACCCGCUACGACUUCUUCUCCCGAGUCGUGCCCCCGGACACCUACCAGGCCCAGGCCAUGGUGGACAUUGUGAGGGCCAUGAACUGGAACUACGUCUCCACGGUGGCCUCAGAAGGAAGCUACGGAGAGAGCGGAGUGGACGCCUUCAUUCAGAAGUCCCGUGAGGAUGGUAGCGUGUGCAUCUCGCAGUCUGUCAAGAUUCCAAGAGAGCCAAAGCAGGGAGAGUUUGUCAAGAUCAUCCAGCGACUCUCGGACAACCCUAAUGCAAGAGUCAUCAUUCUCUUUGCCAAUGAGGAUGACAUUAGACGGCUUCUGCAAGCUGCAGAGAGAGAGAACAAGAUUGGACACUUCUUGUGGGUAGGAUCAGACAGCUGGGGGUCAAAGAUCUCCCCUGUGGAGCACCAGGAGAGAGUUGCAGAGGGCGCCAUCACCAUCCUCCCCAAACGCCAGCCCAUACGAGGUUUUGAUCGCUACUUCAUCAGCCGAACACUGGAGAACAACAGGAGAAAUAUCUGGUUUGCAGAGUUCUGGGAAAACAAUUUCAAUUGCAAACUCAGCCGACACCCCUUGAAGAAAGGCUCGGGAAUAAAAAAGUGCACAAAUGAGGAACGGAUCGGGAAGGAUUCCUUGUAUGAACAGGAGGGGAAGGUCCAGUUUGUGAUUGAUGCAGUGUACGCCAUGGCACACGCUCUUCACAACAUGCAUCUGGAUCUGUGCCCAGGGAAAGUGGGACUGUGCUCCAAAAUGGAACCCAUCAAUGGCACUCUACUACUGAAAUAUAUACGCAACAUCAACGUCACUGGUAUUGCUGGUAAUCCUGUGCUCUUCAAUGAAAAUGGAGAUGCUCCAGGCCGCUAUGAGAUCUACCAGUACCAAUGGAGGAACGGAUCGUCUGAAUAUAAAAAGAUCGGCAACUGGACUGACCAGCUUAAUCUCGAAAUGGAGGAGAUGCAGUGGCCUGGUGGAGCUCAGCAGGUGCCCACCUCCAUCUGCAGCCAGCCGUGCAAGCCAGGCGAGCGGAAGAAGGUGGUCAAGGGCAUGCCCUGCUGUUGGCACUGCGAGCUCUGCGAUGGCUACCAGUACCAGUACGACCGGACCACCUGCAAGAUGUGCCGCUUCGACCUGCGGCCUAAUGCCAACCACACGGGCUGCCAGCCCAUCCCCAUCGUCAAGCUGGAGUGGAGCUCACCGUGGGCGGUCAUCCCCGUGCUGCUGGCCAUCGUGGGCAUCAUGGCCACGCUGUUCGUGGUGGUCACCUUCGUCCGCUACAACGACACGCCCAUCGUCAAGGCGUCCGGGCGUGAGCUGAGCUACGUGCUGCUGACGGGCAUCUUUCUGUGCUACGCCACCACCUUCCUGAUGAUCGCCGCGCCCGACGCGGGCAUCUGCGCACUCCGCCGCAUCUUUCUGGGCUUGGGCAUGAGUAUCAGCUACGCGGCGAUGCUCACCAAGACCAACCGCAUCUACCGCAUCUUCGAGCAGGGCAAGGUGUCGGUCAGCGCACCACGUUUCAUCAGCCCGGCCUCGCAGCUGGUCAUCACCUUCAGCCUCACCUCUGUGCAGCUGCUUGGUGUCUGCAUCUGGUUCUCCAUGGACCCCUCGGAGGCGCUCAUCGACUACGAGGACCAGCGCACCGUCAACCCGCAGCUGGCGCGCGGCGUGCUCAAGUGUGACAUCUCGGACCUGUCGCUCAUCCUGCUGCUGGGCUACAGCAUGCUGCUGAUGGUCACCUGCACCGUCUACGCCAUCAAGACCCGCGGCGUGCCCGAGACCUUUAACGAGGCCAAGCCCAUCGGCUUCACCAUGUACACCACCUGCAUCAUCUGGCUGGCCUUCAUCCCCAUCUUCUUUGGUACCUCCCAGUCCACAGAAAAGAUGUACAUCCAGACCACCACGCUGACCAUCUCUGUGAGCCUGAGUGCCUCUGUGUCCUUGGGGCUCCUCUACAUGCCCAAGGUCUACGUGGUGCUCGUCCACCCGGAGCAGAACGUGCCCAAGCGCACGCGCAGCCUCAAGGCAGUGGUGACCGCCGCCACCAUGUCCAACAAGUUCAACCCCAAAGCCAGCCUGCGGCCCAAUGGCGAGGCACGGACCGAGCUCUGCCACAACCUGGAGACACAAGCCUUUGGUUCCAAACAGACAUACAUAAGUUACAGCAACCAUGCGCUCUAGAGGAGCUUCCCCACCGUGUACCACAGAUUGACCUCACAGAGAGCAGCCCUUCAUUCUUAGGCUGUCCACAUGGUAAAGACGGAAAUAAAAAAAGGCAUAUGGACUUCUCUGGGAGAGAUGGCUCUCUAAAUGAUCUCACUAAAUGAGGAUAUGGCGCAGGAGCUCCAAACGUUGGUCCAGAAGAAGAACUUGGACCGGUCCAAGACUUGGAAUGUAUGCUUCUGUACGGCAGUGUCACAUCAGUGUGUGUGUGUGUGUGUGUGUGUGUGUGUGUGUGUGUGUGUGUGUUCGUGUGAGCAUGUGUGAGCACAGCGUUUGCACGACCAGACACAAAGAGAGGAUCUCGUCAGAUGGACAGAUUGAUUCUUCUGUGAAAACUACUUAUCAGCUGUGGGCUCUCUCCCACUAGUGUUUUGCUUUUGGUUCAAAACUCUUUUCAGUUUUGGGCAAUCUCGUGGUCUGUUGGUUGACUACACUCAGCAUCAAGCAUUAACUUUUGAUGCUUUAAGAUAUUGUGGUGGGUAAACUGGGUAGCACAAAUGCAGAUUGAUGGAUUCAGGGUUUAUGUGUGCAUUAACCCCAAAGAGAAAGAGCAACACUGCAAAGAUGAAUCACAGUCACAUGAUGUUGACUGAGCAGGGUUUGAUUCAAAACAUCUGACUCCUUCCCUAAUGUUUGGAAAUAAUGUGAACGAUUGCAGCAAAACACAUUUUGUCAAUGUUUACAGAUGUUGAGCAUGUUGGUUUGAACAUCCCUGUGUUGUGUUGUAAAAAAAAAAAAAAAAAAUCUGUGAAAUGCAUUCAAACUGUGUCGUUGCAGUACCACUAUUUGGUCCCUGGUCAAUUGUUGAUAAAAAUGAACCUGGUUAAGUGAUGGGUCUGAGUUUAUGUAUGCUUGAGUGACCCACUGUCAUAAGAAAUAAAAUAAAAAUAAAACAUGAGAUGGCCUUUGGUUUUGCAGUGAUGGCUGCAAGACAUUCACUUCCGCUUGUAACAGAUUCGUAACAAUUAGCCCAACUAAUUAGACCAUAAAUAUGUUGUAGAGAAAUGGUUUACAGCACCCCCAUUCAAAUAUGUGUGGGUUCAUGUCCACAGUCAUACCUGUAUGUGUACUGUGGGCUUUAGCACAGUUGUGAGUCCCCAUACAAACAUACAAAACAAACUUAACAUAGUGGCGGAAGGCUUGUAACUAUUUUACUUUAAUUUAACUUUUUAAGACAAGUUCCUAAAUGAACAAAUAGAUGACAGGUCAGUGGCCAGAAUAGAAAGAACUUCGGGAUGAAAUGAGGUUUUACGUGUCAAAACACUGAACUAAUUCCUCCCUGAUAAUAGAAAUGUCCCCAAUGCAGAACACAGCUACCACCAGUAGACAGCACAGAAAUCAGCAAAGGCUUGUAUCCAUCCUAAUGUACCCUAACUAACAAACUCAAAUAAGCACAGGGAUAUGAAGCAAGGAAAGCACAAGGGUGGUAUAUGUAAGGCAAUUACAAAUGUUCUAAAAGUGUUACAAUAUACAGCCCACGUAAGGCACAAAGUCUUAGUAGCCAUGAUAACUGCCUUUGAUGCACAAACUAGGCUCCAGACUGACAAAUAACACAGAAAUAUUUAAUGACGCUGAAAGAGCUUUACACAAAGGAAACACUGUUGCUAAGGUGAGCACCAGCAAUUUUAUACUGAGUAAUGGCAAAAGCUUGCAUAUGGGAACUCUCUACUUUUGACUCAGAAAGUCUCAUUCAGUGGAAAGGCUUACUGUACAGAGUAAAAAUAUCUGACCAAUGAUUUGGGAGGCUGCAGAUGGGAACACCAUGUGAGUGUGCAGAAUAUGACUGAUUCAUGUGUAAUGUCUCUCAGCUAGUUGCUAAAUUAGGAAAGGCUGUAAUGAUUCAAAUGAAAUGGUCUUGUUUUUGGUUCACCUUUUCAGAGAAUAUUGGUUGUUUGUGAUGUAAAUUCAAUGACUUGCUGCUUAUGUUUUUCUCCUACAUUUGUUUUCAGCUGAAUAUUUGUGUUGCAAAGCAAAACAUGUUAGUGCUGACCAAAAUUAAAUGGCAAGUUAAUGUAUGUUACUAAAUGGAUUGGUAAUGUUUGCGUUUUGUCCUGACAGCUUAAAAACGAAAAAAAAAAAAAAAAAAAAAUGAUACAAAAAAAUAAAGCAGUGCCUGGAUAUCUACUGUAUGAUGAACAAAAGUAUUUGUUAAAAAUAAAAAAAACAAAGUAUGUGAAGCAUGUUCAUUUUUUUAUACAAGAACAUAUUUCUAAUAAAAUGUUUUACAAACCAA